CUACUCCAGUAUCUUUGUAAUAAUCAACAUUUAGUAAAUAAGACAGACAUUUUACUUGACAUGGCUAUACAAAUUUGUGCUGCUAUGAAAUUUUUAGAACAAUCUGGUUUUAUACACAGAAAUUUGGCUGCUAGAAAUUGUCUGGUUGGUGAUAGGAAUAUUGUUAAAGUUGGUAGUUUUAGUUCAGCAAGAUUUGUUCCUGAUGAUGAGUACAAAGCAUCUGUAGGUGCCAAGUAUGCUGUUAGGUGGUCAGCACCUGAAGUCAUCACUCAUGCUAGAUUUAGCAGCAAAUCUGACAUUUGGUCAUAUGGUAAGCUACAAUAUCCUAAAGAUCGGCCAUUAUUUUCAGGUCUCUCUGAUUCUCUCAAAGCCAUGGUAGGGGACUAUAGUGAUGCAGUAGACCUUAAUAAUAAUUAA
Messenger RNA from Amphimedon queenslandica, 417 nucleotides. Its product is annotated as tyrosine-protein kinase ABL-like. Gene Ontology annotation, biological process: protein phosphorylation. The record is from RefSeq and is a predicted model, not a curated record. Lineage: Eukaryota; Metazoa; Porifera; Demospongiae; Haplosclerida; Niphatidae. The transcript is spliced from 3 exons. Gene Ontology annotation, molecular function: protein tyrosine kinase activity; ATP binding. The coding region runs from base 61 to 417 and encodes 118 amino acids.